This is a messenger RNA of Plutella xylostella (diamondback moth), 2448 nucleotides long. Its product is annotated as putative lipid scramblase CLPTM1. The record is from RefSeq and is a predicted model, not a curated record. Gene Ontology annotation, cellular component: membrane; endomembrane system. NCBI's taxonomy places the organism in Eukaryota, Metazoa, Arthropoda, Insecta, Lepidoptera, Plutellidae.
AUUGGACAUUGACAUUUCUUCGCAAAUUAGGUUUUUGAAGAAGUGGGGCAAUGGUAUAAAAAAUCAAUUUAUUGUGAUAAAUCAAACUCCCUACACCCGUUUUCUGUAUCUAUUCAGUGGAAUUAAUAAGCAGAAAUGGCUGGCGAUAAAGACGAAGCCGUCCCAGGCGGCGGUUCAGAAGAUAGGCUAGUAGCUAGCCAAAAUGAUGAUGGGAUCACAUCGCCUGAAAAUGUCGAUAUCAAUGCACAAAUUGACGAGCAGAGGGCAAGGAUGCAGCCAACGAAGUUGGAAUCCUUUUUCGCCAUUACCAAAUCAUUAAUUAUACGAGCUCUUAUUGUAUAUUUUAUAACUUCAAUGUUCCGUCAACCUGCCGCCCCCAAGCCGGACCUGAAGUCCCCCGCGGGAGGCGCGCCGCGCAUCCCCGCCAUCAACAUGUUCAACAAUGGCACAGUGCUGGACAUGUACUGCUACAUAUCUGAGAAGGAAUACCUUGACAAUAACUUUGAUGAUACAGAACUAACCUGGAAGCACACAGACUUGAUAUACGGGGAUUGGACUGGAGGCCCUCAAGGAGACGGCACAUUCACUCAUGCUGCUGACAUAAUUCCCUCAGAAUCUCUUAGAAAUAAUGGCUCAAUCUACCUCCAUAUUUACAUUCUUGAGUCGGGCAAGUCACCCAAUCCCAAAGACAAGAAUUUUGCUGGUCCUUACAUCACAUAUGGAAGGAAACAGUUGAACAAGUUCAAAAAGCUGAAGUACCAAAAAACACACAACUUACUGACCGGAGAAACUGAUAAAUCUGAGGAAGAGAAGAGGAAGGCUGAAAUUAUGACUGAGGAGAUAGUGUCCCACUGGCACCCGAAUCUGACCAUCAACCUGGUGACGGACCAGACCAACUGGAUGCCAGGCAGUGUGCCGCCACCACUGGACGAAUUCAUUCUGUUUGUGCCCGACGGCACCAAGUACAAGCCCGCUGUCUUCUGCAAUGACUACUGGAACAUGAUGAGGGACUAUGUGCCCAUCAACAAGACCACGACGGCCCUGCAGCUGCUGCUCACCUACCAGCCGCUGAGCCUGUUCAAGUGGCAGCUGUACACCGCGCAGGCCAUGCGGGACAAGCUCAGCAUGUUCUCCGCACUCGGCAACGAGGAGCAGGACGAGGACCAGGACACAGUGAAGGAGCUGCUGCUGGACACCUCCCCGUACCUGCUCGGGCUCACCAUCAGUGUCUCCAUCCUUCAUUCCAUAUUUGAACUGUUGGCAUUCAAAAAUGACAUCCAAUUCUGGAACAACAGGCAGUCUCUGGAGGGUCUGUCCGUCCGCUCCGUCUUCUUCAACGUGUUCCAGUCCACUAUAGUCCUCCUGUACGUGUUGGACAAUGAGACCAAUGUGAUGGUCAGAAUAUCCUGCGGCAUUGGACUGCUCAUUGAAAUAUGGAAGAUUAACAAAGUGAUGGAUGUGAAGUUCAACAGAGAAGACAAGGUUCUGGGCAUCUUCCCUCGGAUAUCGCUGACGGACAAGGGCUCGUACGUGGAGUCGAGCACGCGGCAGUACGACAUGAUGGCGUUCCGCUACCUGAGCUGGGCGUGCUUCCCGCUGCUGCUCGGGUACGGAGUCUACUCGCUGCUGUACAACGAGCACAAGGGCUGGUACUCCUUCAUCCUCAACAUGUGCUAUGGCUACCUGCUGACGUUCGGCUUCAUCAUGAUGACCCCUCAGCUGUUCAUAAAUUACAAGAUGAAGUCGGUGGCGCACCUGCCCUGGCGGAUGAUGACCUACAAGUUCCUCAACACCUUCAUUGAUGAUAUCUUCGCGUUCGUCAUCAAAAUGCCAACUAUGUACCGUUUAGGUUGCUUCAGAGAUGACAUCGUAUUCUUCAUCUUCCUCUACCAGCGAUGGAUUUACAAGGUGGACCACAAGCGCGUGAACGAGUUCGGCUUCUCCGGAGAGAUGGAGGAGCAGCAGAAAGCGGCCGGGAAGGCGCCCGCCAUCGCCGCCGCCGAGCCCGCUGACAAGAAGAAUGACUAGACAUGCUUGAGGGUUCAUUUACAUUAUUUAUUAUACCUAAGAGGCAUAGCAAAUGACGUAUUUUAACGUAAGACGUUUUGUCGUCUGAGUGUUUUAAAUACGUCCUGUGCUAUGGCUGUUAAUGAUGCGCUGUCGCGAUAAUAUGCCAGACGGAUUGUUUUAACAUUUGCAAGGUUGUACAUCGUGUGAGGCAUGAGUUUUAUUUAUAUUUUGAUAAGGUCUCAAUUGUCAGUUUACACAAGAGCCUGAACAGGUUAGUUAGAAUAUAUUUUUGUUAUUUGCUGUAUUAUUUUAAGUAAUUCAUGUACAAGGUAUUGUUGUUUUUUGGCUGUAGUUAGUUCAAUUUUGAAAGCACUUUUAUAAUAUAGUCGUGGAUGUUGUGUGGAUAUAAAUAUAACAUAUUAUAAACGUUAGAUAAGC